This is a messenger RNA of Phyllostomus hastatus (greater spear-nosed bat), 534 nucleotides long. RefSeq names its product 60S ribosomal protein L26-like. The transcript is spliced from 2 exons. Gene Ontology annotation, biological process: cytoplasmic translation; ribosomal large subunit biogenesis. Lineage: Eukaryota; Metazoa; Chordata; Mammalia; Chiroptera; Phyllostomidae. Gene Ontology annotation, cellular component: cytosolic large ribosomal subunit. Gene Ontology annotation, molecular function: RNA binding; structural constituent of ribosome. The record is from RefSeq and is a predicted model, not a curated record.
AUGGACAGUUACUUCAGUUCAAGCUCUCAGCAAUACCAGAUUGUGUUUAACUGUCCUCUUCCCUUUUGUGCCAUCGCUGAGGCGCCAGCGGUCAAACUGAAGUUCAAUCCCUUUGUGACUUCUGACUGGAGCAAGAACCAUAAGAGGCAUUUCAAUGCACCUUCCCACAUUUGCAGGAAGAUUAUGUCUUCUCCUCUUUCCAAAGAGCUGAGACAGAAGUACAAUGUUCGAUCCAUGCCCACCUGAAAGGAUGAUGAAGAUCAGGUUGUGUAAAGAUAUUACAAAAGGCAGCAAAUUGGCAAAGUAGUCCAGGUUUACAGGAAGAAGUAUGUCAUCUACACCGAACAAGUGCAGCAGGAGAAAGCUAAUGGUGCAACUGUUCAUGUGGGCAUUCGCCCCAGCAAGGUGGUUAUCACUAGACUAAAACUGGACAAAGACCACAAAAAGACUCUAGAACGUAAAGCCAAAUCUCACCAAGUAGGAAAGGAAAAGUGUAAAAACAAGGAAGAAACCAUUGAGAAGAUGCAUGAAUAA